AUGCUGAAAGAAGGGUGUUUUUGGCAAAUCAAAACUAAUUAAUUUUACGAAAGAUUAACAAAAAAGAAGAUGGAAUCUGAGAAAAUUGAAUAGGACAUGAUUAAGAGAAAUUUCCAUCUUCAAAAGAACAUAUCUUUUUUUUUGACGCAAACUGAGAAUGAUCAGCAAAACUGA
Molecule: messenger RNA, 174 nt
Organism: Paramecium octaurelia
Lineage: Eukaryota; Ciliophora; Oligohymenophorea; Peniculida; Parameciidae
Source: the annotation of a GenBank genome assembly